Messenger RNA from Spodoptera exigua (beet armyworm), 916 nucleotides. The record is from the annotation of a GenBank genome assembly. Lineage: Eukaryota; Metazoa; Arthropoda; Insecta; Lepidoptera; Noctuidae.
GAACUGAGAGGCCGCGUUCGGUCGCGUCUCGUCGUUCAUUCCAUUCUAUUUAUUUUGAUAUCGCGUGUCGGAGUAGUCGUGUCUACUGACUAGUGCUUGAGUGCCGUACAACGUUCGUUAAUUUGUGCAGUGAUUUACAAAACAAUCUCAAGAUGUCUGGAUAUCCGUAUGGAAAUCCAGGGCAGUACCCGCCGCCUCAACCGCAGCCGCAGAUAUAUCCUCAGCUAUAUAACCCUGUAAACGCCGCUGUUCCAAUACCACCACAACCUGGAUUUGCUCAACCUUUCCAACCACAAUAUCAGCCAACAUUCGGAUACCCUUACCAGCCGGGUCAGGGUCCACCUGGACAGCCACAGACAGCACUGUCCUACCCUUCAGCACCAUCGGCACCAGGAUAUGCUUACAACGCUCCUUAUGGACCUGUUGUAGAAUGGAUUUCUACCACCCCAACCGAUGCUCACGCGCUCAGCGAACGUGCUAUAUUUGGUGGAUAUUAUUAUGAUGGUAGCCCACUCUGGGUUAUCAGGGCUAGAUUUGAAGGCGAUCUGGUUCCUGGCAAACUGGCUAUCAAACAUCAGGCCGCUUUUGUUCCCUGGGGUGGAAAAGAAAACAGCGUCAAGAAAAUUGAGGUUUGCUGCGCUCGAGUCAGCCCUGAGUGGGUCAGGUGGCAGGAAACGAGGGAAGCAAACAUUCCUCAAAAUGCUAUUAUUGCUGGCAGUACUUCAAAUGGAGAGCCUCUGUAUGUCGGCAGGGCUAGGGAGGACGGAUCGUUGACACCCGGAAAGGUACAUCCCAGCCACAAAGUGCUGUACAUUCCACACUGCGGUAAAGAAAUUGCUCACAAAGAAUAUGAAAUACUGUGUACCGUUAUACCUUAAAUAUUUUGUAAGAUUUUAAAACUAUAAGGGAAACCGAG